AACAUGUAGGUUCAUAUCUAUAUAAACAGCUAUGGUGAAAGCAAGUAUAUAUCCUUAAUCCUUUCUAUUUACGUUCUUCUUGUUUACCAAAGAAACUAAAGACAGAUGGCGGAAAAAAUAUUGGUUGCAGCGGUGAGUCCAGCCGCUACUAAAGCAGUAAACUUUCUGGUGGACAGCGUUUCGAAACUGCUGAUUGAAAAUUGUAAGCUGAUAGAAGGUGCAGAGGGGGAUUUCAAGCGUUUGUUGCGUGAGAUCGAACCCCUAAAUGAGUUACUAGCUGCAGAUUAUGCAGAGGUGAAAAGCAAUAGCAUGAUCAACUCGGAUAAGUUUUUCCAGAACAUCCAACGCACAGCGUAUAAAGCUGAGGAUGCCAUUGACAAAUUCCUGGUUCAGAAAAUGAUUGACCAGGACAAGACAAUCGCUAAAUUCCUUCCAUUCUACAAAUGGAUCAAUAAUUGGAAAAUGGCACCGGAGUUCAAAGAAAUUCUUGAAGAAAUGGGGGAAAUUCGCCAACUCAGUCAACAAGCUUUUCAGAAAAGCACACAAACUACUCAGCACCCUGACAAAAGUGCCAGUGAUGCCCAGGAAACGCAGGGUCCUGCGGAGGAGGAUAUCGAAGUGGUUGGAUUUGAUGAGCCUGCAAACGAAGUGAUGAAGCGACUUCGUGAAGGAUCAGAGGAUCUAGAUGUUGUCCCUAUUGUGGGCAUGCCGGGGCUUGGCAAAACCACACUGGCAAGAAAAGUCUAUAAUGAUGAUUACAUUGAUGAUCAUUUUUACAAAAGAAUUUGGGUUUAUGUCGGCCAGUCAUAUAAGCUAAAGAAUAUUCUUCUUGAUAUUCUGAAAGAGUUCGCGCCACGCACUGAAGAAUUCAAAGACAAGAAUGAGGACCAAUUAACUGAGGUCAUACGUAAUUUUGUGGUUGAAGGAGGUAAAUAUCUCAUUGUCUUGGACGAUGUGUGGGAAGCAGAAGUUGUGGCUUUUGUCAAGAAAGUUUUCCCGAACAAGAAAGGUCGCUGCGACCGAAUCAUGGUGACCACUCGCCUAGACCGUGUGGCUAACGCUAAAGGCGCAGUUCCUCACGUUCUUGAACCUUUGUCUCCAGUGGAAAGUUUUGAGUUGUUAGAAAACAGAGUUUUUGGCAAAACAAAUAAGUGUCCUAUUGAGUUAAAAGAAUACGGGGAGAAAAUUGUAAAACAUUGUGGUGGUGUACCACUUGCAAUAGUGGUGAUUGCAGGAGCUUUGGGAGGUUGUAUGGACGAAAGCGAAUGGCGAGUAGUUGAGAAAAAUGUGGGGAAACAUCUUAUGAACAAAAACGACCAUAAAAGCUGCUUGAAAUUUGUUGAAACGAGUUAUAAUCAUUUGCCUACAGAGAAAAAGGCGGCUUUCUUGUAUUUGGGAGUUUUUCCUCAAGGCUUUGAUAUCCCUGCUUGGAAGCUGAUUCGCUUAUGGAUUGCUGAGGGACUGAUAGAGUCCGACUUUGAAGGCAGUGAAAUCGAGGAGAUUGCAGAGUCUUACUUGAGCGACUUUGCCAGUAGGAAUUUAGUGAUGGUGAUGCAGAAAAAAUCUAACAGUACUCAAAUCAAAACAUGUCGUGUUCACGACAUGUUGCAUGAGUUCUGCAAUGUUGAGGCUAAAAGAAUAAGUCUCUUUCAACAAGUAAAUCUCAAACCUGGUGUUCGAGUUUUUCCUUCUAUAGAAGAUCCUAGUACUUCUCGUCGAUUAUGUAUUCAAUCAUCUAUUCCGUAUAAUUUUAUCCCUAAAGAUAGAAUUGUACAACAUGUUAGGUCUCUCUUAUGCUUUUCCUCAACACAAAAGCAAAUCGACUUGACUAAUCUAGAGGUCGACCUCAUCCCCAGUGCAUUUCCACUCAUCAGGGUGUUGGACAUUCAAUCCCUCGUAUUUGAAUUCUCUGAGAUAUUUUAUCGGCUAUUUCACUUGAAGUAUAUUGCUAUCUCAGGUGAAUUCCCGGUCCUUCCUCCACUCAUUGGUAAUUUUUGGAAUUUACAAACCCUUAUAAUUCAUACCUCACAUUCCACCCUUAAGAUAGCAGAUGACAUUUGGAAAAUGCUACGAUUGAGACAUCUGCACACCAACAUUCCUGCAAAAUUGCCGCCCCCUCCUACCCAAACAAGCAAAAGUUCUUGCCUACAAACUCUUUCUAAGGUUACACCAGACAGUUGCAAGGAAACUAUGCUUGCGAAGGCUUGUCAUCUCAAAAAAUUGGGCAUCGAAGGGAGAUUGACAUCUCUUCUUGGAACUAACAAGGGUGGAUUCGACAGUUUCGAAAAGCUAAGAUGCCUGGAACAUUUGAAAUUGUUGAACGAUAUUGAUUGUAUUGAAGAGCUUCACCUUCCUCCAAAAUUCUUCAGUUUACAACAAACACUGAAGAAGUUAACUUUGUCAAGUACAUAUUUUGAGUGGAGUGAGGCAGAUACGUUGGGACAAUUGGAAUGUCUUAAGGUCCUAAAGUUGAAAGACAAUGCAUUCACAGGAGAGACGUGGAAGCCGAAGAAAGGAAGUUUUAGCAAGAUCCAAGUCCUGUGGAUUGACCGGGCAGAAAGCUGGGAAACUUGGGACGCAUCAAAUCAUCCCUUCCAAAAUCUUAAGCGCCUUGUUCUUCUCUCCUGUUAUAAGCUUAAGGCUGUGCCACAUGAGCUGGCUGAUUUACCUUACCUUCAAGAAAUGAGGCUGGAGCGCACAUUCGAAGCAGUCAAUUCUGCAAAAGAGAUCAAAAGAGAGAAACUAGGGAAGCAAGCUCCUGGAAGCAAUUACAAAUUCAAUCUCAUUAUAUUCCCUCAAGGAGAUGCCAAGGCCAUACAAUGAAGUUGAAAUUAAGGUCAGUAAAAUUCAUUCAUUUUGUCUUGAAAUGAUUUUACAUCUUCAUCAUAAAUUGUGUUGGCCGUUUUCAUAAAAUAAGUUACUUUCUAGGUUGUACCAAAUGUCGCCUUUUUUUGCCAAUCCAUGAAUUCAAUAAGUACUCCACCGUAGUAUAUAAUUUUGGUGCCAUCUACUUCAUCAUCAUGAUAACCAGUUUUUAAAACUUGUUACUACU
This is a messenger RNA of Nicotiana tabacum (common tobacco), 3052 nucleotides long. Lineage: Eukaryota; Viridiplantae; Streptophyta; Magnoliopsida; Solanales; Solanaceae. The record is from RefSeq and is a predicted model, not a curated record.